UGUAUAAAUGUUAGUUGGCUAAUGCCAACACGUGAAGCUGUGGAAGACAUUCAUACUCCAAAUCCACUACCUGCUCGUGGCAUAUAUGGUUUUGCUCUUUAUAUAUCGUCUAUCUGUUUCUUGACGUUGUAUAUUCUGUGGGCCGUUGUUCCGACACCACUUUUAAAGCGUUUAGGUAUAACCUACGUGCCUGCGAAAUAUUGGGUUAUUGCAAUCCCAUCACUUAUCAUUUUUUCGCUAUCCACUUUUGUGGUUGUUGUUCUGGUGUUGAAUAUCUAUCGGUUUGGCGGCUACCGUAUUUUUGAGGAAGUAGAGGUUGGAAAUAAUCGUGGGGAUCGUGGGUACUUUGUCAGUGGUGAUGUUUACAUGGAUGACUACAUACUCGGGUCCACUACAGAUUUUCCCGAUGACGAAAUAACAUUGUCGUCUCGUGAACGUUUCGGUCCGGUUGACGCGGUUGAACAUAUUGAAUUUCAGCUUCCUUGUCAAAGCAACGAGGUACUUGAUUAUGCUGAUGACAAUGGAGCGCUUUACGAAGACGUUGAACAAAUUGGUACUGUAAACCAACUCAGGGAAGCAAUUGACAAGCGUUGUAGUGGUUGUGGUGCUCAUUUGCAUUGUAAGAGUAGUUCACUUCCUGGAUUCUUGCCUGAGGAGCUAUUAGAGAAAGCAGCUCGCAAGAAGCUUCCUCAGACGGUGUUGUGCAGACGAUGCCACUUAUUAAAACAUUACAGUUUUCUGUUGAAUGUGAACGUCUGCGAAGUAAAUUACGAGUCGAUGAUGUCAUGUUUGCGGCUGAAUUGCGAAGCCCUUGUAAUACUAAUAGUAGACGUUACUGACAUCCCAGGAAGUAUCCAUCGUCAACUGCCACGUAUAAUUGGGCCACGAAAACCGAUGAUUGUUGUAGCAAACAAAAUCGAUCUUCUACCACCGGAUGCCCGAUGCGGAUACCUGAAGAGAUUCAAAUUAGUUGUUGAGGACGCUAUCACUAAAGCCGGAUUUCGGGAGCAGUUCGUUAUUUUACACACGGCUCUUGUUAGUGCAAAAACUGGAUACGGUGUUGAAGAUCUAAUUACUGAAAUCUACUUGAAGUACACUAAUAUCAAACUCGGCGUGCGCAAUGACAUAUAUUUAAUCGGAUGUACGAAUGCAGGAAAGAGUCUGUUCAAUGCUUUAUUGCAAUCAGAUCUAUGCAAGGUUCAUGCAAUUGAUAUUGUUGAACGUGCAACGACUUCUAUAUGGCCUGGAACAACGUUGUCCUUAUUGAAAUUUCCUGUAAUGAGGCCCACCACGUAUCGUCUUGAACUUCGCCGACGAAGAUUGCUUCAAACUAGAGCAUGGCUGAAGAAGGAGAUGUACAGCAGGUUGGGUUACUUUUUAUUGGAAUGUGCCAUCCAUAAAUGCGCUCUGUGUGAUCACAGUAGCUAUACGGUAUUAGUACAAAAAAGAACUGUUUUUAGAUGGUCACUGCAAGAUGAACUUUUCAAAAAAGGAAUGUGGUGUUAUGAUACACCAGGUACGAUAAACACUGAGCAGGUUCUUAACAUGUUUACUCUGGAUGAGUUGAUACAUGUUUUACCACGCCAUUUGCUGCAACCGCGUACUGCUUUGGUGCCCACUGGCUACUCACUCUUAAUUGGAGGUGUAGCCCGAGUCGAUGUCGAAGAAUGUGCCAAAGAUGACCGCUUACUGCUGACGACAUUCGCGAGUGACGAUCUUCCUUUGAAUUGUAUGCGAACAUGCGAGGUUGAUGAGUUUCUUAAAGAAAAUCUUGGUACAGAUGCUCUAGUGGUUCCACGUGGAAAGGAAAGGCUCUCUCAAUGGCCUGGUAUGGAAAGUUGCGUGUUUGAGCUAAGUGGAAGAAAAAACGGUGGAGCUGUUGCUGAUGUUGUUCUUUCAUCCAUUGGAUGGGUUCUAGUCACAAGUUCAAGUCCAUUAAUUCGCAUUCGGUCUUACACUCCCUGUGGAAGAGGACUAACGACAAGGAUGCCCAUACUGCCGUUUGCUGCUGAUCUUCGUGGUAAACGAAUAGCAGGAACUAGAUUUUACAAACAGAAGGAUUCCUCUCCUGGUAAGGACUACCAAUCUGAGAAGGAGUCCGGCGUAUCCAUCGAGAAGCCCAGCUAA
This is a messenger RNA of Angiostrongylus costaricensis, 2127 nucleotides long. Lineage: Eukaryota; Metazoa; Nematoda; Chromadorea; Rhabditida; Metastrongylidae. The record is from the annotation of a GenBank genome assembly.